AUGAAAUGUGAGUGAACCAUGACGCUGCCUCUGCUCAGUGUGUGUGUCUGUGUGAGUCUGUGUGAGUCUGUGUUGUGAUGAAGUUUCAAUCUUUCUAACUCAGCCAUGGCGACUAGAAGGAAGCGGACACAAUCGACGUCAAACUCGGUUGACAAGCGGCUCUGAGUCCCGGCAGAUCACGGACUUUAAUGGACGAUGUGAAAACUGGACCGAACCGGGACUGACGCUCCUGCCUCCAGCGGUAAGUCACCCUCCUCCUCCUCCUCCUCCCCGGGUCCGAUGCCUCCGCGGGGCGACGCGAGCUACAAGCCGGCGCCGGUGUCCCCUGCUCCGCCCGUCCCGCCGAGGAGGGUCAGGAGCCGGGACAGGGGCUCCGGCAGGACGCGGCGCUCUGGGGCAGAGGCAGGGGCAGGGUCGGCGGAGAGGCGGGUGAAGUGUGUGCUGGUGGGGGACGGAGCUGUGGGGAAGACCAGCCUGGUGGUCAGCUACACCACCAACGGAUACCCCACCGAGUAUGUGCCCACCGCCUUCGACAACUUCUCAGCUGUGGUGUCAGUGGACGGGCAGCCAGUCAAACUACAACUGUGUGACACAGCUGGACAGGACGAGUUUGAUAGGCUGCGUCCUCUGUGUUACACCAGUGCAGAUGUCUUCCUGCUGUGCUUCAGUGUUGUCAGUCCCGCCUCUUUCCAAAACGUUCCUGAAAAGUGGGUCUCAGAGAUUCGCAGACACGCCCCGUUCGCUCCACUCGUUCUGGUCGGGACACAGUGUGACCUCCGAGAAGAUGUCAAGGUUCUCAUUGACCUGGCGAGGUAUCGGGAGCAGCCCAUUGAGCCAGCAGACGCCUGGGACUGUGCGAUGGAGAUCGGAGCGGUGGCCUACAUGGAGUGCUCCUCUUUGACCCAAAAAAACCUUAAAGAAGUGUUUGACACAGCCAUACUGGCCAGUCUGCAGAACUACAGCUCCCAGAAGCUCCCGAGAGGGAAACAAAAACGACAGAAAAAGCAAAGGCAGACACCGGACAAGAUGAAGAGUCUGUCAAAGUCAUGGUGGAAAAGGUACUGUUGUGUGGCCUAGAGCAGACCUGUGAUCAGAUUGGGUCUCGCUGACUCUGAACCUCCGUUGACUUUAUCCUGGUCUGGAUUCUGCUGAGUUUGGGUUCUACCCAGACUCGCUUCCUCUGUAAUGGAGCCUGAUGUUGAGCAGGAUCUCGACUGGAGUGUGGCUGAGAACCAAAGUAAGACUGUCAUGCAUCUCAAAUUCUUUAGAUUGUCUUUAGAGAUGGGUUUUAGUCUUAUCAUGGAUGAGAUUUACUACUGAGCCCAGCCUGGUUCUAUUAGACCCCAGAAAACCAAGCAGUGCUCCUGUGGGUUUUUGUGCUGACAUUUCCUUUUUCUCUAACCUGGUUUUAGAUCCAGUUUCUGAGCUGGAGAAGCUGCUCCUCGCUCUCCUGAAAUGUCACUGGUAUGAAACAGGAGUUUUUAUGUGUGACAAUGUUGUUUAGACUGUUUCAGAUAGCCUUGUUUUGUCGGUCAGAGGGACGUGGCCUGUCCUCAGACUACAACUGUAAUUGUUGGUGACCUUAACAAAACUACAUUCACACUUAUUUUUAUAAUAGUUUCUAACUGAAUCUGACAAUACUUGUAAAUAUUAGGGAUGACUGAAAUCGAUUGGCUGUCAGGGCAAACCUUGUCUUUAUAUACAUAAUGACAGUAGAGCAGAGCGAAUCGUUUCAUCACUGAAUAUGAUUAAUGUUAGAACUUAGUCAACAAGUAUAGCCCGUGGUUAAUUUUAGAGCUUUUUUUUAUCACUGGGGUGAUUGUUUUCUAAUGAAAGAACGCAUUUCAUUAAGCAGCUAAUAAUUUUAUCCCGGUCACAUGUGGUGCAGCCAGCAAACCUAAUCUGGAACCUGCACCAUGGUUAAUAUCUGACUCUGUUUUUUGAUUUAUUUACCUUCCCCCCAGAGUGAAGCCAGACUAAGUUUGGUCAAUGAAAAACUUUACACUCUCUUAAGAAUAACAUUUUAUUUUCGUGGUUCAAAAUCAACACAUGCAUUUCUUAACUCCAACCAAAAUAAGUGGAGAGUUAAACCUACACACAUAUCUUAAAAAGCAGCAAAGGAUGCUGAACAAUGAAACAUGUCCAGUCUGUCUGAAUAUAUGAUGAAAACAAAAGCACCACUUUCAAAGUUUUAUCCCGUAGUCAGGGACCUGCUUCAGCUCUCCACUGGUAGCUGUGCCAGUUUAUCAUCCUCAUCUGUCUGACCUUGUCACUGUAAGAUUGUACAGUCUGAGAAAAUUGAUGUGGUUUUGUUAAAUAUAAAUCUUUGUGCGGCUGUGGUGGUUAGCUGUAGUCAGGUUAGCACUUGAUCUUAACGGGAGGGGAAGACAUUUUGCAGUUUUAGUGUUUUGCUCCUCUUCACCAUGAUCAUAUUGGAUGAAUGUUGAAAUAUAAAACUUGCAUCAGCAGACAACAAAAACUAAAAAUUAGUUUUAGGUAUUUGUUCUGCUUUGCUGCAUGUUUGACUUAUCUUAUAAGAUGCAUAAGCCUUAAGCAUGAGCACUAAAUAUGAAUUCAACCAAGUGCUCUUUGCAUGUGUUUGAAUUUACAAAAUAAACUCAGCUGUUUGACUGUGUCAGUUUGUAGCAAGAAAAGAGCCGAAUGAAAUAAACACAGUUUAAAUUUUUUCUUAGGCCUUCAAUGCAAUUGUGUGUGUAAGACUGUGAAAUUUCUACCAUGUACAUAUUCAGUGAAAUAUUUUCUAAGUAGCUAUAAACUACAGUUUGAUACGUCUUGUUUGUUGCUCUACAUUUGCUCCAUUUACCCUAAAUCUGAUCCUCUGCGUUCAUUAGCCACAGGUCACGCUACAGAGACACCCAUUGUCCACCACGUGUCUGCUGUAUGCUCUGUCAGCUCUGCAGCCUGUUCACUCUCAAACAGAUCACAUUUUAUAUGUUGGUAGAGCAGAAAUAAACAGGCAAACUGAAACACUAAAUGUGUAGUAACACUCAGCUGCCACACCUUCCUUUGUGCUUUAACACAUGAGCACAAGCCCAGCAUUUAAAACUAUCUCUCCACAGUGCCUACAAGUGAAUGGCCCUUUGUAUUUUAGAGUCACUGCAGCAGCAGGAAAGAAAGAGGUUUAAGUCAGACUGAAGCAGAUCCGCUGUGGUUCAGCAGCGUAACCAAACUGUGGAGCCCCUAGUUCCGAAAUUUAUUUUUUUAUCAUGUUUGCACAACAUAAUGAAGCUGAAUGUGCACACAGGGAAAAACAUAUUGCCUUUUAGGACUCUAAGGGUUUUCAGUUUACAUUUCUUAACUCAAACUUAAACAUAAAUCUUUAAACAUGUCUGACUAGUAAGAAAAGUUUCUGAGACUGUUGUAAUGUAAAAGUGAAGGUGCAACAUCGGUCUCCACCCAGCAAUAAUUCAUGUGUAAAUAUAUUUUAUUACUAGUAAGUUUCUGACCAUAUCUCUUUGAAAGUCAACAAUAACCCUGAUCCAGAGGGGGAUUCAGUAAAUCCGGGGCUGAAGGUGACUCAUAUCUCAUGUUUCUGUGGAGAAAUAUAUGUUAGCCCAAAGCUAAAGGACCUGUUAUACAUGAGCUACCAGUAAUCUUAUCCCAAGUGUGAAAGUGGAGUAGUUUUCUGGAAAAAUGUUUUUACCUCUUUCUUUCAAGCAUGUGGUUCAAAGUUAGUUUCUCUACUGGUGUGAAGUGGAGUGAGCGGUUGUGUGCCUUGAAAUCAUCACCAUAAUUAUUUUGAAUGCAACUAUACUAUGAAGAACUGGUGAAGAGUUUUAUCUAAAUCAAUUCAACAAACUGAGAUUUUUCCAGGUGAGGUUCAGACACCAAAACUUAUUCCAGAUUGUUUUCACCCUCUACCAAGUCUCACAGCUAAAACUGCAUGUUGACACCAAGAUACAGUUUCAAAAGGAUUAUCCUCCAAAGACGUCCUCAUGUAACCCAAACUGAUCCUGCACCAGCACUGACAGUGUUGCUCUUCAAGACAAAUCUGAGAAAAGGCAUCAGGUUGAAACAUUAUCCUUGUGUUGCGUUCAGGUGUUCACUGUAAAUCUGGGACUCCUGAUUUUAGGACCGUGCUCCGUUGGAGCUGUGUGGUUGAUUUCUGUUGAGGAUGCUACUGCUGCGACUCAAUGGGCUCACUGUGUCCAUGUUUAACUUCAUGAUAGCAAAUGUAUUGUUUCUUACUGGGGGGAGAGGCAUAAUAAGUUGCUUGUCUCUGUGUUUGUCUGCAGUCUUGGUCGAUGGUUGGAUUUAAUUUGACCGAAGGUCACGCAGAUCUUUAUGAUCGCCUGCAUUUCCUCUGUCACGUUUUUUUUUUUUCUCAUCACAUUGAGUUUUGUUUGCAUGCAGCAUGUGAUGCAGGCCUGCUUUUCUAUUGAGGACAUUAUAAAAUCAAUCAUUUCUGUUUAAAUACAUCAAAACAGCACAAAUUACUUCUUGGUAUGUUGCCAUUUGAUUAAUCCACAGUAGCUUGCAUGUGUCUGAUGAGGAUUUCAGACAGAAAGUGUCUUUGUUUAGGUUCUUCUCUCUUUAGCCAGUCUAUAACACCCAUACACGGAAAUUAUCAUCUUCUCUAAACUACACACUUGCCUUGACUGACAUUUUUGGAGUAAUGUGAUGUGCUGAGAUGUAGUUUAACAGUAACACAACUAGAUGAGAUCCAUAGAACCAGCAAACUGACUCAAUAAUGUUUCUAACUAAAGUUUAAAAAAAAAAACGACUAGUUAUUUCAGACCACGUUCGGCUCCAGCAGCGAAACCUCUGACUGUGUUGAAUUAAACAGUGAAGCAUGUUUCUGCUUAUCGAUUCAUUAUUUUCAUGUGCAGGACUGAGGUUGUGUAAUUUCUUCUUUGAAACCAGAAUUGGCUGGUUGAUGCUCAGCAGUGUGUGUCCUGUAUGACAGAUGUAUGGCCCUGGAAUGUAGAACAGACAGGUCUCUGGAAGUGAACUAUCCUGUGUUAUAUGGAGACAUGAUGGUGAGUGAGUAUUGUGCUGCAAAGCUGGUGUUUUGGUGAAGGUAAGAUAGAAAUGUCAUUUUUGUGUGUUUGGGACAAAGUCUGUUGCUCUGAUUGCCAUUAAGAAAUGUACAGGUGUAUAUAUAAAGACAAUGGCUGACCUCAGAUUCAGCUUCAGUGAUUUAUUUGUCGUCUGGGCAGGAUUUCCUUCUGCACAAAAGAAUAAAUGACAAGUUUACUUAUAAUUAAAUCAAUUAUUACAUUGAUCAAAGUUGGUGCAGGUUUGCCUAUGUGCUACUUGCAGUAGUGCUCAAAUCCUCUCAGUGUGGAUACUUGAAAUACGUUUUCAUUUUUUAUUUGCUUCAGUGUUUAAUGGUGGAAAGUAAAAGGGGAAUUCAGGUAUUUUCUAACCCUAUGUUUAUAAAUGUGGAUGUGUAGAUUAAUGGCCCUUAAAACUUUUGGAAUCUUUCCAAUAUACCCCCUCCACCCGCAGCCCUAGCUACAAUGUAAUCUUAUGGGGCAACUGCGACAUUCCAUGAAAUGUCCUCUCAAAGUGCUUUUUCACCAAUAAAAGGCUCAAAUGUUAUAUGAUUACAUUCUAGCCACGGCUGCUGUGUUGCACGGUGAAGAUAUACUAAACCAGAUCAAUAAUUCAUUUUCACACCCACUUAGGGCCCUGGUUUAAAAAAUACUGUAAUUCCCCUUGAAGACAAGUCAUCCAGAUGUGCACGAUAAAACUGAAAGGUUUUCUGUUUUUUGUUUAAUUUUAGCAAAUCCAUUAUCACUCUUUAUUUAACAUGGUAGUUACACCAAAUAUAAAGCCAGAUUAGAAAUCAUUCAUUGACAUUGUACAACAACAUGAAUUGCACGUGAACAUUUAGCCCAGACUUAAAUCCAGAAGAGACAACCUGGGGAAAUGAACGAAACAUUUCAUUCUUGAGAUUUAAUUAUUUUCUCAUUGAGCUUGAUACCAACAGUAACACAGCUGAGCUCACUGACAUGGAACACCAGCUGAGAACUUCUCUUAGCAAACCAGUGCUAUCGUUCUGUGUAAACCACCACUGUGUGUUCAUUUUUCCUGCAAAUGAAAACAUGGUAACAGAUAAUACGCUGCUGCGAUCUGUUCGAUCGAAUUCUCUGUUGAACUGAGGAUGUCAAACAAAGGAAGAUGUGUUUGUACAAACGUUUUAUACC
This is a messenger RNA of Paralichthys olivaceus (Japanese flounder), 6173 nucleotides long. It is a transcript of the gene rhoua, whose product is annotated as ras homolog family member Ua. Lineage: Eukaryota; Metazoa; Chordata; Actinopteri; Pleuronectiformes; Paralichthyidae. Gene Ontology annotation, molecular function: protein kinase binding; GTPase activity; GTP binding. Gene Ontology annotation, biological process: endocytosis; Cdc42 protein signal transduction; establishment or maintenance of cell polarity. The record is from RefSeq and is a predicted model, not a curated record.